CGAGUAUAGAAAACCGAGUAAUGGUCGCUCUCAACAAACUUCAGCCAUUUACUGGAUUUAAAUAAACAAUUUGAUACUAACAUUAUUGUCGGUAUAGACCUGGAAGAGUUAAAUACUUGUUUUAUUGUUCAGCUGAGACCCACAGCAGAGAUUCAGUACCAGUCAACAAUGCAUUACAUCUCCUACUGGACCUAGCGUGGAUGUCCAUCCCAUUUGUGCUGUCACAUCUCUUGCCUGCAUUGCAUCCUGACCUGUGUAAAGACGGUCAAGGUAAGCUUUACUGAUAAUCAUGUCAGAGACUGGACAUGUUGAAUCCACACAGGUCGUCAGCAGUGGUUCAGACCAGGAUGAGAAGCAGAAGAAGUCAAAAAAGUGUGAAAAGGAGGCAGGAUGGGGACACGUUGUUAUGUUGGACAAAAUAGAGGACUUUUUCCAGAUCUGUGACAGCGAGGGAAAGGGCUUCAUCACACGUACGGAUAUGAGGAAGCUACACAAAGAACUGCCACUCACUACUGAGGAACUUGAGAAUGUCUUUGACUCACUAGAUCUUGACAAAAAUGGAUACCUGACACUAGGAGAGUUUUCCUCCGGAUUUAGUACCUUUCUUCAUGGACGGAAAGUAAUGACUACAGCCUCUCAGAAUGUUCCAGAAGCUCUUGAUCAAAGUUCAGGGGAUGAAGAGCUGUCAGAAAAUGAGGAUGAUGAAGAGAGACAUUUCAGCAUGUUGCUGGAGAGCUUGGGUGCCAGCAAUGUGUUUCAAGACCCGAGUGAGGUUCGCGGCCUGUGGGCUCAGCUCAGGAAUGAUGAGCCUCACCUCUUGUCCGAUUUUGAAGAGUUCCUGGCCCGUGUCACGUAUCAAAUCAAAGAGGCACGACAAGAGAGGAAGGAGAUGGAGAGCGCCCUCAGGAGGAAAGCAGCCACACAUGACACUGAAAUUUGCAGAUUGUAUGAGGAAAUGGAGCAACAGAUCAUUAAUGAAAAAGAUCGAGCAAUUCUGAAGGACUCUGAAAACCUGCAGUCACGCAGUCAAGAGCUUCAGCAGCGGCUCCGCUGUAAAGAACAGGAAUUAGAGCAGCUUUUCCAAAAACAGAGGAAGUUGGAGCGACAAUGUCGUGACCUUCAUAGUGAACACCAGGUGAGUCGACUGGAGAACGUUAAACUCAAAAUGAGCAAUGAGGAGCUGUCUCGUGAACUUGAGCACACCUGCCAAGAGCUAGUGCUGGCUCAGGAGCAGCUGGGCAUUCUGCAGGAGCAGGCCUCUCGACUACAGCAGGAAAGAGAGAUGGAGAUGUACAGAAUCACAGAAGGCUUGCAGAGAGAAAAACAAAGCUUGAUGAAACAGUUGGAUCUACUCAGAGAAAUGAAUAAACAUCUACGAGAUGAGCGAGACAUUAACUUCCUGAAACGCAGUAAUUCAAUGAAAAAAUCUUCACGUAAGCAAAGACUGAGCACAGCCUCAAUGAAAUACACUGAGAGAAAACCAUCUGUCAAAAAAGAAGUUGAUAAAGAGGAAGUGACUCAGCGUUCUAACAGGAAAACCUCCUCUUUAGCAAACGGUGUCUGUUCACCCUUCACCACAGGGGAUGAUGGGAAGCCGGAGGUGGAUGGACGAUCUGAAAAAGUAGCUGGAGAUUCAGAAGGUGCAAAUGUCGGGGUGGAUGUGGAGGAUGGGCCACCGGAUGGAUGGCCUCUACGCAGAGUCAUAUCCAUCGAGGAAGACCACCUCCCUCACCUCCUGCAAGGAGACACUCACCUUCUUCUGCAUCAGCUAAGUGAGGAAGAAGAAGAGCGGGGCAUAGAAGAAAGUCAGGAAAAUCUAGAGACAAGCUCACUGUACCCAUCCAACGCGUCUCUGGCCUCUGCUGACUCUCCACCACCAGUAAGAAUGAAGAAGCCAGCUAAGAAAUGGAUCAGAGGAAACAUGCCCUCAUCUGCACGUGGUCAGCCAGUUGGAAAAGAGACCCUCCAGCAGGUUCCUGCAGAAGGAUCCACUGCAUCCCCUCAACGACUCUUUAAGGUCAUUCUGGUGGGACAUUCCAGCGUUGGAAAAACUGCUCUGCUGCGACGCUUCUGUGAUGGACAGUUUCAUUCGGCCACCGCAGCCACUGUUGGCAUUGACUAUAGUGUGCGGACACUGAAUUUGGGGGACAGUCAUGUGGCUCUUCAGUUAUGGGACACUGCAGGCCAAGAAAGGUAUCGCAGCAUUACCAAGCAGUUUUUCCGUAAGGCAGAUGGCGUGGUGGUCAUCUACGAUAUCACAAUGGAGGACAGUUUCAGAUCAGUCCGCCCUUGGCUGACCAGCAUACAGGAGGCUGUAGGCGACCCUAUACCCGUCAUGCUCCUUGGCAACAAAUCGGACAAGGAGAAUGAGAGAGAAGUGCAGACAAAGGAGGCCGAUAUGUUAGCAGAGGAAGCAAACUUGAUGUUCUACGAGUGCAGUGCUUAUACUGGAGUGCAUGUGCUGGAGGCCAUGAUACACCUGGCUAGGGUCCUGAGGGAGCAGGAAGACAGAGUAUGGGUAAACACGGUCAGACUGGUGGAUCAACCGUUGAAGAAGAAAGCCUGCUGCAAGUGACCACACACACAAAACACAUGGGUGAAAUCACUCUACGCUUUACGUAAUAUGUAUCAUCAUCAGACCCACUUAAACUCAAUGUAAAUAAUUUAAUGUAGGAUGGAAGAUGACAAAAUCACUUAAGCUGGAAUCAAAAAUUAAUAGCAUAAAGUGUAAAAAGGUUUUUCAUGUCCAUUUGUCAAAGAGCAUUGUAUAUUUGUGCUCAUCUGAUGUGUUUCCAACUGUAGAUGAAGUAUAUUAUAGAGUCUCAGGACUAUAUAUCUUUGUAGAUAUACUAUUUGUUAAUGAU
Labeo rohita (rohu) is the source of this 2864-nucleotide messenger RNA. RefSeq names its product calcium release activated channel regulator 2Ab (gene cracr2ab). The record is from RefSeq and is a predicted model, not a curated record. NCBI's taxonomy places the organism in Eukaryota, Metazoa, Chordata, Actinopteri, Cypriniformes, Cyprinidae. Gene Ontology annotation, molecular function: GTPase activity; calcium ion binding; GTP binding.